AUGAGUCUGAACAUCCCCCCACCACGCCCCUCCGUCAGUGAGCGCAGAGGCCAGCAAUUGGCUCCGCUGCAGACCAACUUCAGCCGUCCUAAUGGCCCGCCCCUGGUCCUUCCCUCGCGCCCACAGCGUCCCCGACCGGAAGAAUACCAGGUCUACGGCGAGACGGACCGAGUCCCCUUGAAUGCGCCGGCCAAGCGACAGUCCUCCAAAUCAAGCCUCCGCACCAUCUUCACUCGCGACAAGCAACCCCGCCGCCCUCACGACAAGCCGCUGUCCGGUAUCGACGAGGCCCAGAACCCCACGCCCCAGGCGGCGGCAGCGGCCGCGGCCCCCUAUCCCCUCCCCCGACGGCUGCCACCUCCAAACGGACAAUCUCAAACCCAUCGGUGGUCGCAUCCCCGACGAGAAGUGAAUGAAGAUGGGGCUCCGGCGGGUGACGUGAUCUGGAAACCACCGCCCCUGUUCCAGGCGUACCCCCAAGCCCUCAAGCAUGACAUACUUCCCGCCCCGGUCUUGUCGGCGGAUUCCAUCCUACGGAUCCACGCGACCUCGAUGGCCAAAUAUCGAGACGAGGCCGCUCAUUCGCACCGGGACGAUUCGGCGGGGGAGAUCGCCGCGCGGAAGAAAAAGGAGGACAAGGAGAGGUCGAAGCAUCUACGUUCCCUGUCCGGGACGAUCAGCAAGGCCGAGUGGACGAAGAAGAUCUUCGUCCUAGGCACCACGGGGUAUAUCAUGCAAUACUCCGGCAGCGGGAAACACGACCGGCUGCCCGAGAAAGUGCUGCAGCUCGGGCCCGCCUCCGUGGCGUUUGCCAGCGACGCCAUCCCGGGGAAGCACUGGGUCCUGCAGAUCUCCCACACGGCCGAGGCCACCGAUCCGACGACCGAGGCCCCUCGCCCGCGCUUUUCUCGCUUUGGCUUCCACCGGUCGCACACCCGCCGGCUGGCGCACAGCUUUCUCCUUGUGUUCACCAGCCCCGAGGACAUGAGCUCGUGGCUGCUCGCGGUGCGCGCCCAGAUCGAAGCCCGCGGCGGUAAGAAGUAUGUCUCCGAGAAGGUCUUCGACGAGGACAUGGAGCACGAGCUGCACCCGAAGUCGAGUGUCCGGCAGCCCGCCAAGAGGGACCCGAACCGGUUCUCCCAGGUCUACCUGCAGCCGCAGCAGUCGGCCGCUCUCGACGACCGAGAAUCCCAAUCCGACGCCCAGUCCCGCCAGGGGUCCAACAUUUCUCUUCAUCGCCGGUCAUUCAUACGGCAGCACACCUCGGACUCUCGCUCGGACUCGGUCUCGACAACUCAUACAGAUGUCACCUCCCCGUUGAAUAAUGGUUCGGGCCGGUUCUACGGCCCCACCACGGACAGUAACUCCAAUUCCCCGGGUACGACUAGCUCUGCGAGCGUCCUCGCCAAUUAUCCUGCGACUCGCUCCAUCAGCCCUCCGCCUCUGAAUGCACCGGCAGAGUCUUCGAUGCGUGUGUCCGUGAAGCCGCCGGUCCAUCAUCCUGCUACCCGUCCUACCAGUCCUCCGCAUGCGCCCUUGAACAUGCCGGUCCAGCCUUCCAUGCAUAUUCCUAGGAACCCCCCGGUUCACCCCUCGGCCCACCCUGCAACACGCCCUACCAGUCCUCCUAUGCACGCGCCUCUGAACAUGCCGGUACCGCCUUCUAUACCUCGUUCCUUCAGCCCUCCCCCGAAUGCGGCCCUAAACAUGCCGUCCCCCGGACUAAGCAUCCAUAGCGGAAUGAGCAACAGCGGACUGAGCAACAUUCAUGAGCCACAGUGGACCUUCCAGGACAACCCUAAAAGACGGUCAUUACGUAUGGCCAGCUCCGAAGACGCACUGUCAGAAACUCUACGACACCACGGGUCCAGUACCCAUCGCCUCUCCCGAAUGGCCCCAAGCAGCAUCAUGACCUCCACCCCCUCCCCCAGAUUCCCCACCUUCGCAGAGGAGGACCCAGAAUCCCCAUACGACGACUUGCCAACUCCACAGCUCCCUCCAGCAAACGGUGACCCAUACUACUACGACCCGCCCCGACCACGGCCACCCGCCUCUCACCAGGCCGACCCAAGUCGCCUCUCAAUGGGCCCGGUAGCCCGGCGGAAAAGCAUGCCCGGCCUAUCAGUCGGGCCCCCCGCAGCCCCUCCCCCCAACUGCCCACUACCCAAGAUCCCAUCUCCGCUACAAGCCUCCCACGCCCAUUUUCCCUCACCGCCGAGGCACGAACACAUCCCCACAUCACCGCCGAGGGAUCCACGCUCGCGCCGGAGGAGCAUAGCCCGGCCGGCGCAUCCUACGCGCGCCCCUGCGCCUGACAUGCGGGUUGCUAGCGCGGGCCAUGCGAGGUUUGAACGGACUUAAUACGUUUGUUUUAGAGGUGCUCCUGUGAUACCCACUGGGCUAGUCGCCCAUUUCUUAUAUAUUGUUUCUUGUAUCAUAUCAUGCGAUUCCCUUCUUCUUUGAUAUCCACGCUCUUUUUUGUCUUGUCUUUAUUUGACAGUCGACCUUGCAUAUGUCCUACUCAUCAUCAUCAUCAUCAUCACCAUCAUCCACCAGCGAUCCAGCGACUUGUUUUCUUUUAUUUCCUUUUCUGGUCUAUCCGUCCAAUCCUACACUAUACAAUACAAUACCCUGGAUAGCUAGCAGCAUCUAUUCUGUUCUGUUCUGUUUGGUUGGUUUGAGUUGGUAUAGUGGCUUGUCUGUAUUGCAUAUACAUACUACUCUCCUACGUACAAUAUUUAGAUGUAUC
Messenger RNA from Aspergillus campestris IBT 28561, 2749 nucleotides. Its product is annotated as peptidase family M20/M25/M40 protein. The record is from RefSeq and is a predicted model, not a curated record. Lineage: Eukaryota; Fungi; Ascomycota; Eurotiomycetes; Eurotiales; Aspergillaceae. The transcript has 4 exons. The coding region runs from base 1 to 2361 and encodes 786 amino acids.